Messenger RNA from Micropterus dolomieu (smallmouth bass), 854 nucleotides. RefSeq names its product circumsporozoite protein-like. The annotation marks the transcript as partial. The transcript has 3 exons. Lineage: Eukaryota; Metazoa; Chordata; Actinopteri; Centrarchiformes; Centrarchidae. The record is from RefSeq and is a predicted model, not a curated record.
GGCCUGGCUCGCCCCAAGAACCUUCAUUGCCCCUAGGGCCUGGGUCACCACAAGGGCCUGGCUUGCCCCAAGAACCUUCAUUGCCCCUAGGGCCUGGCUCACCCCAAGGGCCCCAACAGCCUGGCUCACCCCAAGAAACUUCAUUGCCCCUAGGGCCUGGGUCGCCCUUAGGGCCCGGCUUGCCGCAAGGGCCUUCAUCCCCGCAACAGCCUGGCUCGCCCCAAGAACCUUCAUCCCCGCAACAGCCUGGCUUGCCCCUAGGGCCUGGCUUGCCGCAAGGGCCUUCAUCCCCACAACAGCCUGGCUCGCCCCAAGAACCUUCAUUGCCCCUAGGGCCUGGGUCGCCCCAACAGCCUGGCUCACCCCUAGGGCCUGGGUCGCCCCAAGGGCCUUCAUCCCCACAAGAACCUUCUUUGCCCCUAGGGCCUGGGUCGCCCCAACAGCCUGGGUCACCCCUAGGGCCUGGGUCGCCCCAAGGGCCUUCAUCCCCACAACUGCCUGGCUUGCCCCAAGAACCUUCAUCCCCGCAAAUUCAUCCAACCCGAGCUCGGCCGCAACGGCCUGCAUGUCCGCAACGGCCUGGAGCGCUCCUAGGGCCCGGCUCACCCCAAGGGCCCCCAUCCCCGCAAGGGCCGCAACUACAAACAUUGCCAACGACACAUGGUUGUGACAUCCCCACAGGAGAGCAGGUGACUUGUGGCCAGUCAGGAAUAUCGUCCUCAGACUGUGAGAUGAUGGGAUGCUGUGUGGAUUCUUCUACAUCUACCUGCUACUACCCAAUGGAUGAGUGCACUGUUGAUCAACACUUUGUGUUCGCCAUUCGUGCCAACUCUGCAUCAAUCCCUGUGGACCCC